Molecule: messenger RNA, 761 nt
Organism: Solanum lycopersicum (tomato)
Lineage: Eukaryota; Viridiplantae; Streptophyta; Magnoliopsida; Solanales; Solanaceae
Product: protein TIC 20-II, chloroplastic
Source: RefSeq, a predicted model, not a curated record
UUUAUAAACACCCAAAAAAAACCUCACAUUUCCCCUAAAAAUGGCUUCCAUUCCUCUUCUCCGUUUCACUCCCACUACUACCCCUCGUCUUCUCCCCCACCCUCUCAGCCUCAAUUUACUCCAAACCCGUAUUCAAACCCGAACCCGUAUCCAUACCAAACCCACCACUUCCAUCUCCGCCUCUUACAACCCAAUCCCCGCCACCGACCGCCUUAUCUCCGCCGUCGCUUACUUUCUCCCCUUCUUCAACGGCCUUCAAUACGGCCGUUUCCUCUUCGCUCAAUACCCAACCCUAGCUCUUCCAUUUCAACCAAUUCUCCCUCUUCUAUCACUCUACCGGUCCCUCCCAUACGCUAGCUUUGUCACUUUCUUUGCACUCUACUUAGGUAUUGUUCGGAACGAGAAUCUGAACAAGUACCCCCGGUUCAACGCCCUGCAAGCGGUGGUGCUCGACGUUCUACUGGUGCUUCCGAUGUUGAUUCAGAGGAUAUUUUCACCGGGUCAAUCGGGUAUUGGGCUGAAAUUUACGGUUUGGAUGCAUAAUGGGCUUUUUGUGUUUGUUGUGGGCUGUUUUAUUUAUGGGCUUGUUUCUUCUAUACUUGGAAAAACUCCUUAUUUGCCUUUUGUUACUGAAGCUGCUAAUAGGCAAAUGUAGUUCUUUUUAAAAUUUAUUUAAUAUGUUGUUUUGUGGUUUUCUCUAAUGAAAGGAAGGUUUUUGUUGCAUAGAAUUGUAAUUUUAAUGUAUGAUAUUUUAAAUCGAA